This is a messenger RNA of Dinoponera quadriceps, 2440 nucleotides long. RefSeq names its product transmembrane protein 161B (gene emei). Bases 274 to 1746 code for a protein of 490 amino acids. The transcript is spliced from 11 exons. NCBI's taxonomy places the organism in Eukaryota, Metazoa, Arthropoda, Insecta, Hymenoptera, Formicidae. The record is from RefSeq and is a predicted model, not a curated record.
UGUAGCAGCGAUAACUGGAAAUAACCUCGUAUGCGAAGUGCGAGUCAACGCAUCCGUUCGGUAUUAUGCGGUCGCCGGGUUAUAACUAUUUAUAAAACCAGCUCCGACGAUGUAUGCCCUUUGAAAUGGUAGAGCAAACAUUACUAACGACUAAUCGGACAUGUUUCACCAUCGUGUUUUCCGGAACUGAUCGAGAUCUUAGUAACGUCUUCUCUGCAAUGGAACUGUUUCUUUCUUCGUGAGGAUUCAAACCGCCAAAACACAUCGUAAAUUAUGGCUCUACUUGGAGCACAAUUGGUAAUUACCCUUAUAAUGGUCAGUACCAUUCAGAAGUUAAGUCCACAUUUUUCCUUCGCAAGAUGGAUCUUGUGUUCCACUGGAUUGACACGAUAUCUGUAUCCGACAGAUCAGCAUCUUAGGGCUUUAGCUGGUGUACCAAAAGAGAAACCAAAGAAAGGGAAGCAUAGUGAGAAUGGCAAAGUGGGAGAUGUAUUUCACGUCCCUAGAAAUCUAGAUAUUAAGCUCGAAAGUGCAAAAGUAACCAAGUACGAUAUAGUACACUUGAAAUAUUACACAGAAUAUCAAUGGCUACUGGAUUUUUCUAUAUACGCUACUAUUGUUUACGUACUAACUGAGGUGUACAACUAUUUUUAUCCAAUCAAAGAUGAGAUUAAUCUCAGCGUACUAUGGUGUUCAUUGGUUCUGGGCUUCGCAUUUAAAGUACUGCUUUCUCUUUGGGUACAAUAUUUCAAGGGUGAAGAAAGUGUAGGUGAAAGAUCUACAUGUAUUGUCACUGGAUUUGCGUAUCUUCUCAUUGCUAUGAUGGUUCUCAUAGUCGAUGAAGAUAAAUUAGAAAUUGGGUUGGAAAAGGCAUAUACAAGUUUCAAUCAUAGCGCUUCUUUGUUUUUAGAUAAUCAAGGACUUUCAUCAACGGGGCCAGCUUCCAAAAUUGUUGUAAAAUUCUUCCUUGCUAUAUGGUGUGGCCUAUUAGGAUCUUUAUUUACUUUCCCAGGAUUGAGAGUAUCUAAAAUGCAUUGGGAUACGCUGAAGUAUCAUAAAGAUAGCAAGUUGUUGUUGCUGGUAGCAAAUAUCAGUUAUGCUUCACCUUUUCUGCUAGUGAGUCUGUGGAUUACACCAAUAAGUAGGGAUUACUUAACUGUUCGAAUAUUUAGCGGCAUGACUGCCCCAUUAAUGACAGCUGCAACGUUUGAGAGCAUGAGAUUAGUUGCUGUUGUCGUCACUGUUUUAUUAAAGAUUGUACUCAUGCCAAUAUAUCUGCAAUCCCACUUAAAUCUGGCCAUCCAAAGAUUAGAAAUUCAGAAAAAGGAGGCUGGUAGAAUAACUAAUGUCGAUCUGCAGAAAAAGAUUGCGGCUGUAUAUUACUAUCUCUGCGUAGUAGCGCUACAAUUUGUUGUUCCAAUAAUUAUAUGUUUAUUUUUCACAUUUUUGUAUAAAACGCUUGGUGGAUUUACCUGGGAAGGCAUUUUGAAAGGAACGCUGGAGGAGGAAUGUCCGGCGGACGAAUUGCCGAAGUCUGUAUCGUCUAUAAUUAACAAUGAUAAUACUGAUAAGACUGUCGUACAAACUGCUGAAGAACUUCAACUGGCAUUAAGUUCAUUAAAGCAGAUAUUUACCACAGACGUUUACAGAGGCGUUCUAGGAUUAGCAACAUGGUGGAGUUGCUUUGCGCUGUUUGCCACUACCGCGAUGGGCAUGUUUUACCAGUCGUAUUUUUCAAACGUAUGAAAGGGUCCGGGGACUGGAGGGACAUUCAGACGCACAAACCUUCAUUAAAUCAUCACGUCGCACAAAUCUUCAUUAAAUCAUCAGCCAUUCGUUAUUAAAGACAUAGCAUUGUCCAUCCGAAAUAUGUAUUUUCAGAUUACCCAUUUUAACGUAUGCCUAUCGCCAAACGACUAAAACUAUCAUCGAUAAUAUGAAAUUUUGUAAUGCAUAUGGCAAUACGAAGAAUGAUACCGCAGUUGUAUUAUAAAUAAAAACAUCCUGGAAAGCUUUUAAAUCAGAAUGUCACUCAUGUCGAUAGACGUGUGAUUAAUACAGCAUUUUAAUGCAUUCUUUGUACAAUAUAUGUGAGUGAAGGAGAAUUAAGUUAUUUAUAUUUACAAUCUUUCGCUAUUUCAUAUUUCUCUCUAAUAUACGGAUUUCCAAUACUUGAGAGGUGUAUCGACGUGUGUGUUGUGCAUGAUAUUACAGUGCCGUACAUUCAUUACACAUGUAUUCUUAUGUAAUUACGUAGAGAUUAGAGAACAAGUCUUGAUAAUAAUAUUUUACAUAUACGACGCAUUCGCGUGCCGAAGGCGCGAGGCGAACGUACGCGCACAAAAAGGAUCGAUUGCGCUCGUAAUACGAACUAUCUCUGUACGAUGCUAGUUGGCGAGCUGCGUGUGGCAGAAAUAAAGCUUGACAUCAUUAUUGCUGA